Pseudomassariella vexata is the source of this 2049-nucleotide messenger RNA. RefSeq lists its product as uncharacterized. The coding region runs from base 1 to 2049 and encodes 682 amino acids. NCBI's taxonomy places the organism in Eukaryota, Fungi, Ascomycota, Sordariomycetes, Amphisphaeriales, Pseudomassariaceae. The record is from RefSeq and is a predicted model, not a curated record. The transcript is spliced from 2 exons.
AUGGCACGAGCAUCCGCACCGCAAGCAUUUUAUUGCCUGUGGCAAAACGACACAAUCCGCGAGAAGCUCUUCGAGGAAUUAUCCAAGGAGGACAUCUGCAAUGUGCGAGUCGCCUCUUCAGCAUGUUGCAACCUCGUUACCAAGCGGCUGUUCUUACGAACCCACCUGACCUUCAGCGCCAACACCUUCACCCGACAAUCCAGAAUCCAGGCGUUGUCGCGGAUAGGGCACCACAUUGAACACUUGACCUUCUACCUCCCACACUCCGACGCCACGUUCCUACCUCCGCUCGUUCACCCCGAGACUGGGCGUGAGAUCAGCUUUCUAUAUACCCCCCACACCUCAAUGGCAUCAGUUCUGGCCAGGCCGAAGUUCUCCAAUACUGAACUGGGCGAUAUCCUCACGCAGCAGUACCCACCCAUGUUUCAUGCGGCUUCCAACGUGCCUUCUUUCAUUAAUGCGAUGAAGCACUUGCCCAACAUGAGACACCUCACCAUAAAGACGCCGGGCCAGAAUGCCAAGGAGAGAUACCGGCGGGACAUUGUCGACUAUGCUUUGAUCAGCCUCAGGAUAUCACUGGAGCGAGCGCCGCUGAAAAAGCUGACCAAACUCUCUCUGUCGUCAGUGCAUCCGUCGGCCUUCAUAUACCUGCGCCAUGUACCCGGCUUCGGCUGCAUGCCUUCGGCGGGCCGCCGGUGGCAACAGAUUCGCAAGCUGAACAUCUCAGUGGAGUCGUGGGAUUUCUACGGCCCCUCGCCCGGCCUCGAUCACUUGAAGGUGAUCGAUGAUUAUAUCAGAACGUUCUCGACCUGCCUGGAGAAGUUCACUUUCGCUUGGCUGGGUCGCAAAGGCCCAUGUCCAGUAUCGCUUGCAGCCGAUCCGCUGUUUGCGCCACCACGCAGCUCAAGGAAGCUGUUCAAUGAGGUGACGUCGCCCAUGUCGCCGCUCCCACCAGCACCGUCCCGGAAACCCAUCAUGUUCCGGAAGCUGAAGUAUUUAUCGGUGCGGAAUGCGACUAUGAACGCGCCGCAGGUUGCUGAGUUGGUGGCGGACCAUCAGCACUGCGUCCGCGAGUUCGACUUUGAGAAUGUCAUUCUCAUCAACAACGGCAGUUGGGAUGAGGCGCUGGCUCCAUUGAUGAACAACCCGUCUCGCAGCGAUCAUUGGUCACGCCAUUCUACGGGCAGCAUAUCCGAAGUUGGAAGUGUUCGUCCAGUCCAUUAUUCGCCUUCGCAAGAGGAUGCUUUGCCUUCAUCCCCGUCCGCAGCAGUGGAAGUCGCAUCGCAGGAGCUGUUUGAACUUGACAUAAUCAAUGGCGAAGAGUACGACGAAGGGUACGGUGAAGAUAGCUUCGCGGUGGGGACUACCGAGCCUCGGUAUGAAGAUGUCGAAGAGCUCGCAUCCGAUCUUGAGGCCGCUCGGCAAGCCAGUCUUUGCCCUUCGACAAAGAUGAAGAAGCGUCGCAUCACUAAGCGUCGCCGCAAGAGGAGACACCACAGCCGCGAUGCCGAUGAUGAGCGCGAGCACGAGCAACGCCACGAGAAAUGCCAGGAGUCCCAGAUGGGGACUAUAAACAAGACUAAAACGGGGAUGAUGUCGAUGAUGGACAUCUCGGCCCCGAUCCUCGACACCAAACCCUCGAUGCCGAUUAUUGUACUACAGCCAGCGGUUUAUGAUCCCACCGCAGAGCUAUGCAGCGAGAUCACGGCCGUGCAGCGCGAUAUCGAGGCGGAGGAAAAGCAGCGCAUGCUUGCUGAGGAUGUGGCGAUGCGGACCUCGGCGUUGAAGAAGGCCAAGGAGGCUGUGUUGAGUAAAUUAUCGGAGCAGUUCCAUGGGGCCAAGAAGAUGUCGAAGGGGUUCGGCAAUAAUAGCACGAACAACAAAACCAAUCAUCAUCAUGGGAAAGAUAUGACCAAUGCCGUGUCGGCGGGCAUGGCGAUGCGGAUGCGGUUCCAUGAGGGUUUGUUCGGGAGGAGCAAUACGCCAGUUGUGAGUACGGGGACGAUGCAGACGAGUAUGGAUGUGCCUAUCCUGUUCAGUCCGGCGUGA